AAUCAAAAAGAAUGAAAUCUUGCCAUUUGCAACUACGUGGAUGGAACUGGAGGGUAUUAUGCUGAGUGAAAUUAGAGAAAGACAAAAAUCAUAUGACUUCAGCCAUAUGAGGACUUUAAGAGACAAAACAGAUGAACACAAGAGAAGGGAAGCAAAAAUAAUAUAAAAACAGGGAGGGGGAUGAAACAUAAGAGACUGUUAAAUAUGGAGAACAAACAGGGUUACUGGAGGGGUUGUGGGAGGGGGAUGGGCUAAAUGGGUAAGGGACACUAAGGAAUCUACUCCUGAAAUCAUUGUUGCACUAUAUGCUAAUUUGGAUGUAAAAUAAAGAAAAUUAAAAAAAAAAAAAAAAAGACAAGACGUGUGUGAAUAAAACUUGAAUUUAAGACCCAGUAUAAAUAAAUAAAGUGCUGAAAUUGUUGCGGGAGAGGAGGUAGGCUUUAACAGAGAAAGAAUGGCCAGUUCAGUCACAGUAGGAAGACUGUAAGAAGCCAGUAGGCAUGAAUCAUGCCCUGAAAGGAUUGAGUUAGAAAAAAAGAAAAGGAAACUACUAACAUGCAUUGUAUGCCUAUUAUAUUCCAGGCACUGUUAGGCAAUGUUUUAUCUUAUGUUGGUCUCAUUACAGUCUUGCAAAGCAUAUCUACAAAUCCACGUUUCACAGAGAAGUACACCAAACUCAUCAUGAUUGAAGACAAUAAGGAAAAUAAAGACCAUUCCCUAGAAAGAGGAAGGGCAACUCUCAUUUUUUCCUUGAAGAAUGAAGUUGGUGGACUAAUAAAAGCACUGAAAAUCUUCCAGGAGAAACAUGUGAGCCUGUUACAUAUUGAGUCCCGAAAAUCAAAGAGAAGAAACUCAGAAUUUGAGAUCUUUAUUGACUGUGAUAUCAACAGAGAACAAUUGAAUGAUAUUUUUCAUCUGUUGAAGUCCUACACUAACGUUCUCUCUGUGAAUCCACCAGAUAAUUUUGCUGUGAAAGAAGACGGUAUGGAAACUGUUCCUUGGUUUCCAAAGAAGAUUUCUGACCUGGAUCAUUGUGCCAACAGAGUUCUGAUGUAUGGAUGUGAACUGGAUGCAGACCAUCCUGGCUUCAAAGACAAUGUCUACCGUAAAAGACGAAAGUAUUUUGCAGACUUGGCUAUGAACUAUAAACAUGGAGACCCCAUUCCCAAGGUUGAAUUCACUGAAGAGGAGAUUAAGACCUGGGGAACCGUGUUCCGAGAGCUGAACAAACUUUACCCAACCCAUGCCUGCAGAGAGUAUCUCAAAAACUUACCUUUGCUUUCUAAAUAUUGUGGAUACCGGGAAGAUAAUAUCCCACAAUUGGAAGAUGUCUCAAACUUUUUAAAAGAGCGCACAGGUUUUUCCAUCCGUCCUGUGGCUGGUUACUUAUCACCAAGAGAUUUCUUAUCAGGUUUAGCCUUUCGAGUUUUUCACUGCACACAGUAUGUGAGACACAGUUCAGACCCUCUCUAUACCCCAGAGCCAGAUACCUGCCAUGAACUCUUAGGUCAUGUCCCCCUGUUGGCUGAACCUAGUUUUGCUCAAUUCUCCCAAGAAAUUGGCCUGGCUUCUCUUGGAGCUUCAGAGGAGGCUGUUCAAAAACUGGCAACGUGCUACUUUUUCACUGUGGAGUUUGGUCUCUGUAAACAAGAUGGGCAGUUGCGAGUCUUUGGUGCUGGAUUACUUUCUUCGAUCAGUGAACUUAAGCAUUCACUUUCUGGACAUGGCAAAGUAAAGCCCUUUGAUCCCAAGAUUACCUGCAAACAGGAGUGUCGCAUCACAACUUUUCAGGAUGUCUACUUUGUAUCUGAAAGCUUUGAAGAUGCAAAAGAGAAGAUGAGAGAAUUUACCAAAACAAUUAAGCGUCCGUUUGGAGUGAAGUAUAAUCCAUAUACACGGAGUAUUCAGAUCCUGAAAGACACCAAGAGCAUAACCAGUGCCAUGAAUGAACUGCAGCAUGAUCUUGAUGUUGUCAGUGAUGCCCUUGCGAAGGUCAGCAAGCAGCUGAGCAUCUGAUCCUGAGAGCAUCUGAGUGCCAAUUCAGAGAGAGGCCUGUGGGCCAGCUCCUGCUUUUCUUGAAGACCUGGUCAUGGAGGGACAGUAGCCAAACAACAUUCUCUACUCCCAUUCCUUAAUUAGUUCUUUGGAAAUUUGUACCUGGAUACUCUAUACCAGUACCUAUUUUUUUUUUUUGUAACAGCUUAGUGAAAUAUGAUUCACAUACCAUACAAUUCAUUGACCACUCAUUUAAAAAAAUUUUUUUUUAAACAUUUUGUUUAUUUUUGAGAGACAGAGACAGAGAGUGAGUGGGGGAGGGGCAGAGAGAGAAGGAAACACAGAAUCUGAAGCAGGCUCCAGGCUCUGAGCAAGCUGUCAGCACAGAGCCCGGUUUGUGGGGCUUGAACCCACAAACCGUGAGAUCAUGACCUGGGCCGAAGUUGGACGCUUAACCAACUGAGCCACCCAGGCGCCCCUGACUGACCACUCAUGUUUUAUAGAGAAGUUUUUUAACCCCAUGGAUAGAUCUAAUACCAGCUUGAUUCUCUUUUCCCUAAUUUUUCUUGAGUAAAAUGACCUUUAUGAUCAUUUAAAAUGCCUUGGUGGGUAUCAUGGAGCUGACCCAUAUUGAUACCUAAGAUCCUUUUAUUUCUAAAGUAUCUUACUUAUCAUUGGAUUUGUGCCAAGCUUGAUCGCAUUCAGAGCCAUAAAGUUAACAGGAGACCCACUGUCUCCACUGCUAGCAUGGGCAGAAGUAUAGAGACCUUUCCACAUGAAGCACACCUCAUAAAGAACAAGUAGUCUAGUUUCAAGUAUGGUAUCUUGUAAGGAAAUAGGAGUAGCUAAAUCUGGAAAGGUUGAUUAGGGCAUCAUCCUCAAGACCAGGUUAUGAAUUUGGGACUUUAUUUGGUGGGCACUAGGGAGCCCCUUCCCAUGUGACCAUCCUCCUUGAGUGAGACCCUUUGUUUUCUAAGGCACUGCAUGAUGCUGGUUUUGUUUUAAAACUUUUUUUUAAACGUUUAUUUUAUUUUUGAGACAGAGAAACAGGGCAUGAUCAGGGGAGGGGCAGAGAGAGACGGAGAUACAGAAUCUGAAGCAGGCUCCAGGCUCUGAGCUGUCAGCACAGAACCCACUGAGGGGCUCAAACCCACGAACCAUGAUAUCAUGACCUGAGCCAAAGCCAGACGCUGACUGAGCCACCCAGAUGCCCCAUGCUGAUUUUGUUUCAGAUUAUCUGUUCUACUCAUGGGUCCAACGGGGAACUUGGAGGCCAGGCAUUUGCAAGGCCCUAUACUCAGACGUGCAGCGUAUCAUGAUGGGAUUUGCCCUUAGGUUAGCAGAAGAUGAUAUUGUCAAAUGGAGAGUUCAAACUGAGACAGGUGAGAGAAGCACAAAGUUAAUGUUGGAAAACUGAUGUUGGGCACUUCAUUUCCAAGGUUUAAGGUGAGACUGUAAAUAGGGAGUCAAGGCAUAAGGGUGGAGGGUGGGGAAACGGCUGAGGAAAUGGGAUGUGAGAAAGGUCAAGAAGACCAUUUUAGGUCUGACACUAAUAAUGCAAGGGUGCAAGGACUGGUUUUUAUGUGGUGUCUGCUGUGUAGUACAGGGAGGGGGCCUGAUACAAGCAGGUGAAGCUGGACUCCUCAAUACGUGCUGUGUCUGUUUAAUUUGCUCCUUUUCUCUUCCCCACUCCCUCCUCAAGUUUCUUCUGUCUUUGGUCUUCUCUUUCUGCCAUCUCUUUAUGGGAAAUGUUAUCCACAUCCAUGACUUCAAUUAUUAUUUUGUAUGACUCCCGUGUUUGCAAUUCUAACCUUGAGAUCUUUGUUGAAUUUUUGCCUCUUAAGUCCAUCUGCCUGCUAGAUAUUUUCCAUCUAGAUGUCCCAUAAAUCAGGCCAAUGUUGUACAACUUCUUGUGGUACCAUCCACAUAGAAUGAAACGGGUUUAUACAACACGGUAGACCUGCCAAGUAUCUCACACUCAAUAGGUUAAAAAAAAAAGAACUCAUGAAUAAAAACCUCAGGAUCACCUGCAUAUUAC
Messenger RNA from Neofelis nebulosa (Clouded leopard), 4033 nucleotides. It is a transcript of the gene TPH1, whose product is annotated as tryptophan hydroxylase 1. Gene Ontology annotation, biological process: serotonin biosynthetic process; aromatic amino acid metabolic process. The transcript has 11 exons. The coding region runs from base 556 to 2016 and encodes 486 amino acids. The record is from RefSeq and is a predicted model, not a curated record. Gene Ontology annotation, cellular component: neuron projection. Gene Ontology annotation, molecular function: tryptophan 5-monooxygenase activity; iron ion binding. NCBI's taxonomy places the organism in Eukaryota, Metazoa, Chordata, Mammalia, Carnivora, Felidae.